CUUAUAAGUGAGGAAUCGACCGGGACAUCGGUCAGACAUCAACCCCCACCCUAAACAGGCGGAGGCGCUCAUCCAAAAACCAGCAACGAUGCCUCACUCCUUGUUCCCGCUGUGCGUCCUGGGACUCCUUGCCCUCUCCUCCGCCUGUUACAUCCAGAACUGCCCCCGAGGAGGGAAACGAGCGCUGCCGGAGACGGGGAUCAGACAGUGCAUGUCUUGUGGCCCCAGUGACAGGGGCCGCUGCUUCGGCCCCAAUAUCUGCUGCGGGGAGGGCCUUGGCUGCCUGCUGGGCUCCCCAGAAACAGCUCACUGCAUGGAGGAAAACUACCUGCUCACCCCCUGUCAGGCCGGAGGGAGACCCUGUGGAUCUGAAGGAGGACACUGUGCUGCUUCAGGACUCUGCUGUAGCUCAGAGAGCUGUGCGGUGGACUCUGACUGCCUGAGGGAGACCGAGGCCUCAGAUCCAGCCCACGGCUCUGCAGGGAGCUCACCUGCAGAGCUGCUGCUCCGCCUGCUGCACGUGGCCAGCAGAGGACAGACUGAGUACUGACACUGUAUCCGUGGAGGUUCCUCUGCUCCUCAGGUUCUGGAGGUGCAACAGAAAUGCAGAUCAUCUCUGUUCCACUAUCAACCUUGAGAUUCAAACCUUGAACCAAUAAAAUACCAAGUCAAACUUUGUUCUCUCUUAAACCUUUCUGCUAUGCUGAUGCUGUCAAGACGGUUUGCCGUCACAGAUAGAGAUCUAUCUUCAACUCGUUUACUGAUUGGCUACUUCUAUCCAAAUCCGGGGGUCAAGGAAUCAUAGUAACCGAUAUGAAACAUUAGAUUUCAUGUUUGUUUCCACCCUAGAAAUGUAUAUACUAAUGCACAUACUGUAAACAAUGUUUGAUCUAUAUGAAGGAAAUUAGACACCUCAGUGCUCCAGUUCCAAUGAGUGAGUUUUAGAAGAAAACACUGUAAAUAAGUCAGAGACUGGAGAUAAACGUUGCUAUGGACAUCCAUGUGUAACAGCUGAAUGAUAAUGCUUGAGCAACUACUUCUUGUGUAUUAGAAAUGGUAUUGUACGUUGAAAAUGGAAAAAACAAUACAGACUGUAUCACUGCCAAAAUGA
Molecule: messenger RNA, 1111 nt
Organism: Seriola aureovittata
Lineage: Eukaryota; Metazoa; Chordata; Actinopteri; Carangiformes; Carangidae
Gene: avp
Product: arginine vasopressin
Exons: 3
Coding region: 89-550 (153 amino acids)
Cellular component (GO): secretory granule; extracellular region
Molecular function (GO): neurohypophyseal hormone activity
Source: RefSeq, a predicted model, not a curated record